Messenger RNA from Ictalurus punctatus (channel catfish), 7839 nucleotides. RefSeq names its product C2H2-type zinc finger protein. The record is from RefSeq and is a predicted model, not a curated record. The transcript is spliced from 5 exons. Gene Ontology annotation, molecular function: DNA-binding transcription factor activity; RNA polymerase II cis-regulatory region sequence-specific DNA binding. The coding region runs from base 163 to 1659 and encodes 498 amino acids. Gene Ontology annotation, biological process: regulation of transcription by RNA polymerase II. NCBI's taxonomy places the organism in Eukaryota, Metazoa, Chordata, Actinopteri, Siluriformes, Ictaluridae.
GACACAACCGGAAGUAAAAUUCUGCGUAUGUUUAAAGCGAGCAUUCACAGGCGUGUAUAGUGACAUGUUACAGUUUAUUUCGCAAAAGGAGUGUUUUAUAAAGUGGACAUAUCGACACGUAACUGCGUACAGAGAUUCGGAGGCACGUUAGAAAAGCCCAAAAUGGCUCAGUACACUUUCCAAGACCAGUUGUUGUCCGUCAUGGAGAUUCUGGCCAAAGCAGCCACGGAGGAAAUUAACCGGCGUGUGGCCGACAGCUGUGCGGUUAUCCGCAUCGAGCUCUCCCGCAGUCAGAGGGACAUCGACAGCCUGAAAAGGAAAUGCCAGGUGAUGGAGAAUGAAUUGAAGAAGGUACGCGGAAGAGGGAGGAGGAAAGUGUUCAUCUGCAGCUCCUCUGAGAAGAUUCCUUUUCAGAGUGCUUGUGCCCAAGACUCUGGUGUAAAUGCAUGCAGUGCUGAACAGCCUGUUCCACCAAUACAGGAGGAUCCUGAAGGGUCUACACAGCAGAUCCGUCAGACUAUCCAGAUACUGGAGGACAGAUCUGCGGCAACAGCCAUUAAAGAGGAGGGAAAUGAAAAUGAUCCAUGGAGUAGCGGAGAGGCUGCAGGGCAGUUUCCUUAUGGGUGUCAUGGCAAUAAGCCACACAACACAGCUCAGGAGAUAAGUGAAGAACAAAACCGAUUUAGUGAAGAGAUGGCGAGACAGAGGACGCACCUCACGCACAUCGGUUCUCCGGUUACGAGCAACGAGGAGCCUCCAAGCAGUCUAAGACUUCAGGUAAAAAGUGAAAAGGAGGAAGCGGAAGAGAAGGAAGUAGCAGAAGUCAUCGUGGUGGAAGGCUCUGAGCAAAGGAGAGACGAUACUAAUCACCCAGAGUUUGCUUAUAACAACAAGAGUAAUGAGGCAGAAAGAGCAGACAAGUCCUUCACAUCCACUCAACUCUCAUGUGACCUUUCAGUCUUCUCUCAGCCUGUGGAAGUGGCCAUGGAACAAUCCGGAAACGAUGCCAAAACUAUACAGAAUGACCAGAUAGAGAUGUAUGGUAUCGGACAGGUCAGUGUCCAUGAGCAACCACAACCAACCUGGUGCAGAGACAGAGCACACGAGGCAGAACAUAUGGUACAAAGACAGAGGCAUGAUGGCUUAAGCGCACACCAGCAGCACAGGACUUUAUCCAGACCCAGUGAGGCCGAAGUCGGAGCCGGCAUGGCUUCCCAGACCGGAUCUAACAUACCCCACCAGGCGUUUUUGGGACGUGGCCGUGGCGGACUCAGACGUUUCCGCACUCAGUGGGUAACAAGUGUGGACGGAGAGCGCCGCUUCAGAUGCUCAUUCUGUGAGCGGACUUUUGUGCGUUUUGGCCAGCUCAAGGAGCACAUGCGCAGCCACACUGGCGAGAGGCCGUAUACGUGCAGCCAGUGCGGCCGCAGCUUCACCAAACAAGGCAAUCUGAUCCGGCACGCCGUAGUGCACAGCGGAGAGAAGCCAUACCAGUGCAGCCUGUGUGGGAAAUGCUUCACUCAGCGCUCCAGCUUAAAGUCCCAUCAGAAAACACACAUGCCAGACAGAGACACUGUUCUGCAAGGAUUAGCUGUACGUCAGCUAGUCAGAGAGCAGCACGACAGCCUGGCUGUCACACAAACCAGGGGUUUUGUAUAGCAACAACCCAGCAUCGAUUUCAUUAUAACUUGUAUGGGCAUGUUAUAAGCAGUUACACAGUAGCAUUCCUUGACACUUCACAAUACAUAGCUGCCUAAAGAAGCUGUAUGUUUGGCCAGUGUUUACAUUCCCUAGAAACGUUCUUUCCUUUUCAGAAGGCAGCAUAAUGACAGAUGUCUUCUAAAAUUCUUUAUUUUGGUCAGAUAUGAAGGAAUAUCAUGUGCUGUUCUCGGAGGAGGACCUACUGUUCAUGAACAAGAGUUCUAUUGAAAGUUUGGAAAGUAUGACCGAUAGCUACCCUAACAAAAAACACUAGCUAGCUAAUGUAAUGUGUCUUAACAGGUCAUGUAGGUCAGAGUUUGUAGGUUGUGCCACAAUGUGGCAUUAAGCUUUCAACUUCUUUUAAGCACCAGACUCCAAUACAUUCCCAGUCCAUUAAAGAUUGUGGUCUUUUUCACCAGACUUGGCAUGCUAUGAGCGGUGCAUGUCAAUUGAGUUCUGUUAUUACGACAUUCCAUUUGGGUCACACUUGGAUUUCAAGCUAGGCUUGGCUCUUAAUCUAGACAGUGCACAGCUACAUUUCAGCCUGUAGUUCUCCUGCAGCAGUGCGCUCUGUCACAUCAAAUAAUAAUUUGAAGUAGCCAACAUCCCAAAGCAUAGUCUUCUAGAAAUGAUCUUGCCUCUUGUCAGACACUGUGUAUUAUUUUGUGGUGCAAAAACAACAAUAGGUAUGAUAUUGUGAAACAUGUUUUUCGUUACACCACUAGAGACAAUGAUGCAAAAAUAUUGCAUCUCAGGAUCUGUGCACACUUUCUCACUCUGCCCGUCACACAUAUUGGCUGUAUAUCAGUUGUGCUUGUCAUAGUGUAUUGAUUCAACACAAUGUCAUGAAAUCAUUUGGAUGGGUCUCCAACACUGUCACCAAUGGUGAUCCAUUUCCACCACAUACGGUGUACCAUUUCCUGACGGUUAGUGCACCCCUGUCUCCUGUCCUCUCAUGACCUUCAAAUGCAAGUGUUCUGGUUUGCAUUGUUUAAAAGGUUGGGAACCUCUGACGAACCUCUGAUUUAACUGGUCAGGUAGAGUUGCUUACCUAGUAGAAGUGUAGUGCAGUAUUAUUUAUUUUAUUAUCAUUUUUUUUAUUAUUAUCAUUUUUUUUUUUAGCAGGUUGAUGAUUCUCCACAAGGGGGUUCUCUCAAAUAGCUGAUUUAUUGUUACAAGAACCAGCAGGUUCUGACAAAAAUGCAUAUAUACAGUGUGUCCCAGUAGUCUCCAUACAUAGAGGAAAUUAACAUUUUGUAGCACAAUGUCUUCCAAAAUUUUUCAUACUUAGUUAAAUAGCCUUUACGAAUGCCUUGGACAAAAGAUGAACGUAUUGAAAUUAUUCUCAUGGCUGGAUCGUUAAGCUGUUGCGAGGUUGCGAUGGACUUUAACAGGAAACAGGGCGAGCACAUCACACACGACACUGUUGCCAAACUUAUUAACAAAUUCAAAAAGACGAAAGGUUGCAGACCAACCAUGAAGUGUACGUCCAUGAACAUCCACUGAUAAAGGCACAAACAAUGUGGCGCUAGUUGUGUCAUGGUUCUCUCGUGAAUGCGUGUCGGAGAUCUAUGCAGAAGUGAAAAUAUUUUGUGAAUGAAGACUUCAUUGUAGUUGUUUUGUGCACACCAAGCAUUCGUAUCACUUCAUAAAAUUGGGAUUAAACCACGAGUCACACGGAUUACUUUUUUACGAUGCCUUUAUGACCGUUUUGGAGCUUGAAAGGUUUGGUUUCUAGACUGUAUUAGGAGGGACAGAAAUUUCCCAGGUUUAAUUAAAAAUGUCUUCAUUUGUGUUCUGUAGAUGUACGAAAGUCUAAUAGGUUUGGAACGACAUGAGCUUGAGUAAUUGAUAAAAAAAAUUUCAUUUUUGGGUGAACUGUCCCUUUAAGUCAUUUUGGUAAGGACAUAGUAAAUGUUAAACAUUUUUGUUAAUAAAAAGAAAACAGUGGACUUGAGGAAAUGAAGUGCACAAGUACACAAGUGUGAAGGAUUUGAGCUUAGUGAUAUUAAAUAUGAUAACUUUCAUUAUUUUAAAGGAACAUUAAAACAGGUGAUGAUCCCCUGCAUAAUAGCACGUUUGCCUCACACCUCCAGAGUCGGGGGUUUGAGUCCCGCCGUGGCCCUGUGUGUGUGGAGUGUGCAUGUUCUCCCCGUGCUGCGGGGGUUUCCUCUGGGUACUCCGGUUUCCUCCACCAGUCCAAAGUCAUGCAUGGUAGGCUGAUUGGCGUGUCCAACGUGUCCGUAGUGUAUGAAUGGGUGUGUGAAUGUUUGUGAUUGUGCCCUGGGAUGGAUUGGCACCCUGUCCAGGGUGUACCCCGCCUUGUGCCCGAUGCUCCCUGGGAUAGGCUCCAGGUUUCCCCAUGACCCUGAGAAGGAUAAGCGGUAUAGAAGAUGGAUGGAUGGAUGGAUGGAUGGAUGGAUCCCCUGCAUAAUUUGAGAAAAACUUAUCUGUAUGUGUUUUGUUAGAAGACACAUUUGUUUUUAUUGAAGAUCACUGUUGCUUAGUGGUUAGCAUGUUUGCCUCACACUUUGGAGAUUCUAAUCCCGCGUCCACCCUGUGUGCACAGUGUUUGCAUGUUCUCCUUCUGUUUCAGGGGUUUCCUCAGGUUACUCUGGUUUCCUCCCCCAGUCCACAGACAUGUGUUGUAGGCUGAUUGGCAUGUCCAAAUUGUCUGUAAAGUGUGAAUGAAUGUGUGUGUGAGAUUGUGCCCUGCAAUGGGUUGGCACACCGUCCAGGGUGUACCCUGCCUUGUGCCACAAGUUUUCUGGGAUAGGCUCCAGGCUCCCUGCGACCCUGUUUAGGAUAAGCGGUUUGGAAGAUGGAUGGAUAUUGCGCAACUAUAAUUAAUAGGCAACAACUUCUCAGUGCUAGUACAGUAUGAAAUUGUAAUAAAUAAAUAAAUAAACGAUUAUAUCGACUUUAUUAUUAUUGUGACGUUAUAAUAUAAUGAGUACUACUGAUGAUUUUAAAAAAUCUUUUUAGAGCAUCUGUUCCUUUCAUGGUUUGAUUGCAGUAUGUGUGUAGCUUCUCUGCUAAUAAACUUCUUUAUGCUGUUCCUCACACCAACAAUAAAUCACAUUAACACAUGAUCAGUUUUCUGACACGAACCAGGAAAUUAGAACAUUUCAAACAACGGUGGAAUUCAGUGUUGGAUUUUGUAAUGCAUGGUAGGCUGUGAUCCAACAUUUGCACAUGCAGUUAAAAAAAUGCAACCUCAAUGUUAAAGUGAAAUUAGCACAUUCAUUUUAAACUUUGAGUUUUGUUUUUCUUUUUCUGUUUUCUUUUAUUCCUCAUCGUAUUAUUUGAAAAAAUGACGACACAGCUUUCAUAGUCCUGUCUCAGUGUUCUCUAUACAAACACCUAUGCAUAACAAGAUCUCUGAUAAGAGAUGACUGAUGUCCACGUGACAUGAAAUAAAAAUUAUGAAUUAUUUAUUUUCAUAGCGGUAAGUUAUUCUUAAGAAGGUGCCAGGCUAGUCUAAUGGUAAAUAAAUGUUAUACACUACAUUGGUAUCUGGCUGUAAAACGAAGAAAACUGACUGCUGUAGGUGAGUGAUGUAAUGUUAUCUUUGGCCACAUUCACAAUACAAGUUUAAUUGUUCAGUUCAGAUUUUUUUCAACUUUUAUGCCCUUAGGUCAAUAAUAGGUCAGCUGUAUCUGUUAUUUGAACAGAACACUGUUCUCAUUGCACUGAAACAACCCACAUUAUCACAAAUUUCAAAGUUGUGUAGGUGUUCUGUGAAUUUCUGGGCCAUGUGAAAAUGUCACUGUGAGAGGACCUUUGCUUCUUUUGAAAAAGCUUUUCAGUGCAGGGCCACUUGCAUCGUGAACAGCAACAAAAAACUGAAUUUUUGUUGUAGUGAUGAACUGAACAAACAAGUACCACAACAUUCUUUGGUUUGGAAGUUGACCUUAUGACUUACCAUAAGUGUGUAAAGCCUCGCUGAGUUUUGACAAAUCAGUGAUCACCAUUGUUCCUAACGACCAAUCACUGAUCAUCAAAGUUCCCAAUGAGUAGUCACUGACCACCAUUGUUUCCAAAUGACCAAUCACUGAUCAUUAUUUCCCAAUGACCAAACAUUAAUCAUUGUUCCUAACAACCAUUCACUGAUCACCAUUGUUUCCCAAAGACCAAUCACUUUUCACCAUUGUUCCCAAUGACCAAACACUGAUUAUCAUUGUUUCUCAAUGGCCAAUCACUGAUCCGCAUUGUUCCCCAUGACCAGUCACUGUUCACCACUGUUUCUCAAGGAGCAAUCACUGAUCAGAAUUGUUUCCCAAUGACCAAUCACUGAUCACCAUAGUUCCCAAUGACCAAACACUUCUUAUUAUAAGAAAUAAGUAUGAAUAUAAUUUUCUAUUCUGAAAAGUUUUAUUCUUCAUGUAACACAUCCAGCGACCAUGCGUUAGCUGCAUUAACUGCUACUUUCCCGUGAAGACUUGGGCCACAGACACAGCAUUUGCACAGGGCCCAGAAAUUCAUCAAAUAUUUUGCUCAUAAUUCAAGAAAAGCCGUUUCACACUGAUCACACAUUAAUGUUUGCAUUAUUUCUUUUAAUGUGUACUGUUUUAUAUGUUGUGCUUUCAUUUAGUCUGUAUUCCAUAAUUAUCCCAUCUAUUCCCGUAUUUACGGUAAGCAAUAGACAAACCGGAAGUAGACGCGCUUGCUGCUGUAGAGAUUCUGGGAAGAUAGCUAUAAUAACAAUAAAGUGAGUGUUUAUAUUAUUAUUAAUAAUAAUAAUAUUAAUAUAUCAGCAGAAAAGGUCGAGACUGAAGUUCGGGUGUAUGAGGGGCUGAUUUAUCGAAGAGGACGAUGCUCUCGGAGGACACGGCGACCAGCGGCAGCGUUUCUUUCCACAGUAGGCUGGCCUCGGUCAUGGCCGUGGUGGCUCAGUCGGCUGUGGCUGAAAUCAGCAAACUGUACGAUGACGGGCUGCUGGUGCUGCGUCUGGAGGUCUGCCGCAAAGACUCUGAAAUCGAGACGCUGAAGAUUAAACUACAGACGGUUGAAAACGAGCUGCGGCUUCUGAAAGACUGUCAGCGCCCAGAGACCACCAAACUGCUUCCUGCUGCCUGCUCACACAGACAAGCAGACCUUGUAGAAUGCACAGAGAGGACAAAUCAGCAUCUUUCUUGGAAACAUCAACCUGCUACUGAUGUGUGCGAUGGUAAGGAAAACGAUCAUGCAGGUGAAAUGAACUACAAAUCCUCAGAAGAAAUAAAUUUGCAGGACACUCUCACAAAGGAAACCACACUCACCUCUACAGAGCCACAACCUUCCACAGAGGAUCUGAACCAGCCAGCAUUCUGCGAGGAAGAGAGUGGAGCAGAGUUUUUGAAAGAAACAGAACAGGGGAUACAGACAGUUAUUUUAGAUGAGAGCAUUGAGUGUGUGGUGAUCGAGGACAGAAAAACACAGCCUUGGUCAUCCACGGAGAACGGCGUGGAACAUGCAGAGGACCCUGACUGCUCUAUUGUAACUGAACAAGACGGACAUCCGCAGAUCUCCUCCGUGUGGAGUGUCAGUUCUAGUACAUCCAGUCCUGUUGGUGAUAUGAUUAUGACAAACAGAGUCACUGUAGAAGAAAUGAGACAGCACAUGAUGCCACAGCAGCCCAGGAGUGCAGGAGGAUCAACAGACCUAAACCCAUCACGACAGGUAAAACACAGAGCAAAUGCAGCAGUCCAGCCCAGGCUCUUACUUCCUUCAAAAACUCAUGAACGGGUCACGCUCUUAAGCAGUAGCAUAAGCCCGAAGAACAGAGGAACUGUCACAGUAAAUGACAUUGCUAUAGCCAGGUUACCUCAGAGGAGAAGGCCAGUCAGAGAGAAAUGGUUCAUGUGUUCGUUCUGUGGGAAAAGCUUUGACCGUAUCAGCCACCUUCAGAUGCACCACAGAAUUCACACCGGAGAGAAACCAUUCCACUGCGGCAUGUGCGGGAAGAGUUUCUCUCAGCAAAGCAACUUACGCACACACCAGAAAACACACACAGAUCUCAGGACACAAAGCAAAACAUUUUGAAAAUAAGACUAGAACAUGUGUGUCAGUAAAAACUAAUUCUAGCACGUAAACCAACACCUAGCUAUCUUGGUUUUGUUCAUUUUAUUUUUUACAAUAAACAAAAAGUUGCCAAUA